This is a messenger RNA of Hippocampus zosterae (dwarf seahorse), 1003 nucleotides long. RefSeq names its product prostaglandin E synthase (gene ptges). The transcript is spliced from 3 exons. The record is from RefSeq and is a predicted model, not a curated record. Gene Ontology annotation, biological process: prostaglandin biosynthetic process. Gene Ontology annotation, cellular component: membrane. Gene Ontology annotation, molecular function: prostaglandin-E synthase activity. Lineage: Eukaryota; Metazoa; Chordata; Actinopteri; Syngnathiformes; Syngnathidae. Bases 422 to 868 code for a protein of 148 amino acids.
CUUAUUAGCAUUCUUGUGGCUGGUGCUUUUUAAUAGUAAAACAGAAACACCGAGGCAACUCUUUUUUUUGAAGGCCAUGCGUGCCUUCUAACUUUAAAUCUUCUGAGUUGUGCACCUCCUCGCCGUCAUUGGCUGUGUCCCGAGGGUAGCGGUGAUUCAUGUUUAGGCAUCUCACGUGUCUCACACACGGCGGAAUCUUCAAAUUAAGGCUUUUGCUCUCCAGCUCAGACGGACAUCAUCAUUUGAGUCAGUGGGUGGGGGCUAACGCAGACUACAAAUAUCGGGUCCCCCCUCUAGCCGGAUACCUACUAGUGCACGUAGCGUCUCAUAUGCUCCUCGUUUUAUUUCUGUGCUUCUCGGAUAGUUUUGGAGUGGGGCCACUUAGCCGCCGGAUUAAGACAAACUUUUUUUCGUCGCCGUUAUGUUGAGGAACAACAAUGUCGUCUUCUCCUGUUUUGUUUUCUACGCCGUGCUGCUGCUACUUAAGAUGUACGUUCUGGCCUUCAUCACGGGACAAGUGAGGCUACGCAAGAAGGCUUUUGCCAACCCCGAAGAUGCAAUGAGACACGGAGGACUGCAGUAUCACAGGCUGGAUCCCGACGUGGAAAGAUGCCGCAGAGCUCACCGCAACGACAUGGAGAACAUCUUCCCCUUCCUCUUUCUGGGGGCCAUCUACUCCAUGACGGGUCCAUCCCUGGGGACGGCGCGCCUCCACUUCGUGGUGUUCACGGCGGCCCGCAUGCUGCAUAGCGUGGCUUACCUGGCGGCACUGCCGGCGCCCACCCGCUCGCUGGCCUAUGUGGCCGCGCAGGUGCCCUGCCUGUCCAUGGCGCUGCAGAUCAUGGCGGCGGUCGCCAGCUACGCGUAGACGCCGCGUGUCGGACUUUUUAAUCGGAAGUUUAGUGAAGGGGGAGGGUGACGCUUUCCCAAACUGACUCGCUCGUAGAAAGGCAAUGUGGGGUUUUGCCGUCAGUGACCCUCAGAAUUUGGGGGUGUUUUUUUG